CAAAGUUUCCACCAGAGAGGAAUAAAAUUUCUUUAUUAUAUAAUACGGAAAUAUAAAGACUUUGCGUUUACUGUCUGGAAUAUAAGGUUAUUCCGAUAGAGAAUAAGAGUCAAUAAUGUAUAAUAUGCGUUUUCUGCUACCAUUACUACUUAUAUUACAUGUUAUAAGCUAUAGUAUAGCAUGGCGCAAUUUCAUGAGAGGCCGAAGUAGAAACGGUAAUUUAGGAGAGCCUGUUUUGUCACUUAAAAAUUAUAAUCUUCCCGAGGAACAAUGGUUCACACAGAUUUUUGAUCCUUUUAACCCAACAGAUAUGCGUGUUUGGAAACAGAGAUACUUUGUCAAUUCCGACUAUUACAAACCUAAUGGGCCUGUAUUCUUAAUGAUUGGAACUGAAAAAAUAAAGCCCAAGUGGAUGGUAGAAGGUCUAUGGAUUGACUAUGCCAAAGAACUUGGUGCAAUGUGUUUUUAUGUGGAGCAUCGUUAUUACGGAAAAAGUCACCCUACUGUAGAUCUUAGUACAGACAACUUGACAUUUCUAAGUUCAGAAAUAGCUCUACAAGACUUCGCAUACUUCAUCAGAAAUAUUAAUAUUGAAUACAAAUUUCCAAAUGAUACAAAAUGGAUUGUAUUUGGAGGAUCAUAUGGUGGUUCUCUGGCUGCUUGGAUGCGUCUUAAAUAUCCUCACUUUGUGCACGGUGCGGUAUCCGCAAGUGGACCGUUGUUGGCACUGGUCGAUUUCCAAGAGUACUACGUCGUUGUGGCGAAUGCUCUGAAGCAACAUUCUCAACAAUGUGUUGACGCAGUAGCAAACGCCAAUACGGAAUUCCAUACAAUGCUGCAUCAUCUCACUGGUCAAGAGCAAAUAGCGGAGAAGUUUAGAUUAUGCGACCCGAUUGAUCCUGGACAUACCGCUGAUAUUUCCAAUUUAUACCAAUCAUUAGCAAACAACUUUGCCUAUAUUGUGCAAAAUAACAAGAACAAUCGUCAAGAAUCUAAAACUGCUAACAUCAACGUCGAUACUAUAUGCGAUGUAUUAACAAAUGAUGAACUAGGUAGACCGGUUGAUAGACUCGCUUACAUGAACAGCAUGAUAUUAAAUGCUACCAAGGAGAAGUGUUUGGAUUAUAAAUACGACAACAUGAUUCAUUCACUUCGAAGUAUCAAUUGGAACGAACAAGUGGAAGGAGAACGUCAGUGGAUGUAUCAAACUUGCUCAGAGGUCGGAUUCUUCCAGACCUCAACCGCACGGCCUGAGCUGUUCAGUGAAACCUUUCCGGUGGACUUCUAUGUACAACAAUGCAUCGAUAUCUUUGGACCUAGUUACAACUUGGAUAUGUUGAAAUCCGUUGUUACUCGGACGAAUACUCUGUACGGCGCAUUGAAUCAAAAAGUGUCGAAUGUAGUACAUGUGCACGGCUCUCUGGAUCCUUGGCACACGCUGGGUAUCACGAAAUCUUCCAAUCAUCCGCAAGUAGCCAUCUACAUCAACGACACUGCACAUUGCGCGAUUCUGUAUCCUUCAUCGGAAGAGGACCCGCCUCAGUUAAAGCAGGCUAGAACAGUGGUAAAGGGCCUGAUCAAACAAUGGCUGGAUAAUUGAAGCUUUCUCUCAAUAUAAUGUCAUACGUGCUAACGUUAAAGAAACAUGUACAAUAUUAAUGUUCGUUGUUAAGAAAAGAGUAUUUGAAAUUAUUAAUACCGCUACGAAUACUUUUAAAAAAACUAUAUUUUGGAGUUUUUUUUUCGUUAUAGCGCAGGAUAAACGGUACUGAUAUAUGUUUGUAUAAAUACGUUUAUUUCCUAGAUUUAUAUAAUGUGAAAAUUAAGUCUAACGAUAUAUGUAUAUGUAACGAUCUAUAUUUGCGAAUGCGCUAGCAUUCAUUAUCGUGUACCAUGUUUGAAUGACAAAACUGCUCGUUCGACGGUGAUCAAACAAGUUUGCCUCAAAUGGCACUGUCAUAAUUUAACCGCGACAAGUAGAGUUUAGAAAAUGCAUGUACAAAGUUAGAUCGCGUAGGAUUAUCUCAGUCAAUAAAUAAACGUUAACGUUGCUGCAGGAGAAAA
This is a messenger RNA of Harpegnathos saltator (Jerdon's jumping ant), 2064 nucleotides long. RefSeq names its product putative serine protease K12H4.7. NCBI's taxonomy places the organism in Eukaryota, Metazoa, Arthropoda, Insecta, Hymenoptera, Formicidae. Gene Ontology annotation, molecular function: serine-type exopeptidase activity; dipeptidyl-peptidase activity. The transcript is spliced from 9 exons. Gene Ontology annotation, biological process: proteolysis. The record is from RefSeq and is a predicted model, not a curated record. The coding region runs from base 116 to 1600 and encodes 494 amino acids.